GCUUGCUUCCGAGCUAGAGAGAACGGACGUUCGGUUCUUCUGUUCUGUUCCUCGCUCUCUCCUGCGUCCUGCGUCCCGCGUGUGUGCUCAUGUCCGCUGGUGGCAUCUGCGGUUAGCCAAAUUUCAGGACCGCCUGCCUAUAUGCCACCAAACUGCUUUUCCUUACUUGGUGCUAAACACGUACCGGAGUCCACAGAGCAAACAGUGAUCUCCUGCACUACGUGCGUGCCAAACACUUACUCGACUAUCUAGCGCCAUUCUCCUUUCUUUCAUUCUUCUCUUCGGCCGCCAACGUUCCAGGUGAGAGAAACGAAGCACCGUCGAGAAGGCGAUUGACGACGCGUUGUUUGGCGUUGUUUUUGUUGUUUUACGCUUAGACAGAGCGACGAGUUGGCAUGAUUUUGUCGAUGGCAGGGCAUGAUUGGUUGCUGCCACGGAGUUGGGUCCUUUGACUAAUGACAGCGAAGCCGGUGAAAGCAGUCGUAGUCGUAGUCGUAGCACGAGGAGCACCAAGGAGUCAGUCGAACGGAGGACAAGCUAAACAGAAGCAGAAGCAGAAGAAGUCGCGUUGACGAGACCUCUUUUCGCGCGGUUACGUGGGAAUCGAUGCUUCGUCUGCGUCUCUAUCUUUCUUUUGCACUCUCUUGAGAACGGAGAAGAAAUCUUUUUCUACCACAAAGUCGAAGUGGGCAGGGGCAUAAGUGCCUUCGCCCGAGGCUGUUUCUCUCUCACACACUCGCCCACUCCCUUCCUCUCCCUGUCUUGCAGUCGGUCGAGAACUGCACUCCCCGUUCCAUAUCCUUUUGUGCUGGAUAGGUGGGUAGAUUGUCUCCACUCUUCUUUGCUCUUUUUUUGUGUCUUUGCCGCUCUAAUUUGCUCCUGCCGUGUGUGACGCAUCCCAUCGUUGUCAAUUCUCCGCGAACCGACGACGUACGUUGAGGUGGGGGGAAAGGACGCUGGGUCACGCAGCAGCAGAGGCUUCUUCUGGCUUGUCGCGGGCUGGCGUCGAGGAGCUUGCCCAUUUCAUACGAGUCUGUUUUGUAUGUGACGGCGAGAAGCACGAGCGAGGAAUAGAGGGAGGACGAGGGUACAGGACCUGACGGAACAUGCAAGUCUGUUCAAGCUGCUUCUACUUGGAAGUCGAAGCACAUCCGUCCGUGUGCGCUGAGCUACGAAAUUUCUAGUCUGGAGGCGUCGGAGAAACGAAUCUAGAGGGAGGGGAGGGGAGGGUAUCAUCGAGUCGAGGUAUUGCUUGCUCAAUGAGGGGUUUGGGACUGAGUUUGGAUUGCGCGGAGGAGUGAGGCGUGCAGAAGAACCAGGCAGGCUGUCGUGUUGGACGGUCGCGUGAGUCGCGCAUCAAGCGGACGACGGAGGGACGUACCGCUCUCGCCUUAACAGGAGAGAGAUUGGCUGUUGUGAUCGCUUGGGGCCGCGGGGGGGGGGGGGGUGGAGCGGGAGGGGGAGGGGGAAGGGGCUGUAUGAAAGGAGUGGGGUGGUGAAGUCGCGGUGUUUAGUGGUGGAAGCAGCGGAUUUAACAACCUGGGAAAGUGCGGUGAGCUCUCAGUGGGGGUCGUUGCUGAGCGACAACCGCGAGGGGCGCCGGGUGAUGCGAUCGCCCAAUUUGCGAAUUUGCGCGGGAUGAAACUCGAACAUGUUUUCGCAGGGGGCGUGUGUGAGGAUUGUGAGCAAUUGUUGUUGGUGCUGACACGUGGAGAUCAACAAAAGUUUAGAGGAUCUAGAGGACGAUGCGAGCGUUGAGGACGUUGAUGGAGGCAGAAGUGAAGAGCCCCGGUUCGGGCGAUCAGCAAGGCGGGCAGCAGCAGAACAGCGACCCGGGAAUCAAGUUGUUUGGGCGAAUGAUUGCGGUUAAUUUCUAUAAUAGGAGUGACAUAGACUAUUACAGUCAAGAGGGGGGGAGAGGAGGGGGGGGAGUGUCGGGCGGACAAUCGACGGCGGCAGUAGCAGACUGCCGGGCCGUUAGUGAAGAGGAGACGCCAGAGGCCGCCCAGGCGACGGAGGCCGCGGUUGGUGCAGGUGUUGGCACUGCCACAAUUGAACAAGGGAUGGAGGACGGGAGGGUGUCUGGGGGUGACGCCGGGAUGACGACGGCGCCUUGCAGCUUGACCAUGUCGUUUGCGCGAGCGCGCGCGCAAGGGGCGGGGUAUAAUAUGGUGCCCUCCGGAGGAGGAGGUGGAGGAGGUUGUGGUGGGAUGGGGUGGGGCUGUGGCGGAGGCGGAGGGUCCGCGGAAAAGGUCGCAGUGGGUAAAGGACAACCGGAGGGUUGCGGCGAAUUGCACGACGAGGAGCGACGGCCAAACGACCGCUCUUUUGAUCGGGACCGAAGAAUGGGGUCGGGAGUAUUGCCGUCUGAAGAGGCUGGGAGCUCAUCAGGGAGCAAUAGUGGCAGUGAUGAUGGCAACUUCGAGGCUGGCAAUGGAACACAAAGUAUGGCUCCGGGUGGGGUGACUGUCAUGUCAGGAGGACAUGCAAUUGAAGGCAGGGGUGAAAAUAUACCAACGACAUCCAUGGGUCAAGGGAGAGGUGAAGAGAUGACAGUAAAUGGUCUGGGUUUGGAUUCGUCAGGUGGAAAGGGCUGUGGGAGAAGCGAGGGUUUGACAGGGUCAACAGGUAUGCGGAUGGUUGGUAUGGAUGGAGAAGGAGAAGAGGGAGGGAGUGAGAAAGUCGAUGGGGGGAUCUCCAGUGGGGGUGGGCUCUGUACUUCGCAGGAGAAAACCAAGCGACCCGACAAAGCUGUUGCUUGCCCACGGUGUGAGAGCUUUGAUACAAAGUUCUGCUAUUACAACAACUAUAAUGUCAACCAACCUCGUCAUUUCUGCAAGGGUUGUCAGAGGUAUUGGACUGCAGGGGGUACACUCCGUAAUGUUCCGGUGGGAGCAGGGAGACGAAAGAACAAGCACUCACAGCAGAAAAGUGCAAACGGUCAAGCGAAUGUAAGCUCCGGUGGAAACCCAGCCCGAAAUAGCUGUGGAACAGCAAGUGCUGGCAUUGGGUCAGUUUCUGGGACAGUUCCAGGGCCUGGAUCGUCGUCAGGUUUCCCAAACUCGUCAGUGCCGGGAUGUGUCAGAUUGGAGGUGGAGGACGAGGUCAGCCCUUCUGGCAUGACUUCAGAGCUUGGAAGAGCUGAUGGAGCUCCCACAAGGUUUCCUGCGGGCACCAACUGUGGAGUUGCCAGGCCAAUUCCUACCUCCGCAUUGCCAGCCGGACUGGGGAUCAUGGGCCUGGGAAGGGGACUGGUUGCCGAAGAGACUACCUCGCUGCAAUAUGGGGUAUUCCAGCAGCUGCAGGGGCUCACUGCUCCACCUGUUCUUCCAGGAGGGGCGGUGGAAGGGUUUGGUGUGCCUGGAUUAGGCAUUCCGGGUUCAGGGGUAGAGGGGUUAUUGGGACCUGAUGUCCGGCGCAAGAAACAGAAGACGAGGCGGCUUCAGCAGGGUGUUACGCCCACUGGUUUGGCAACACCAGUUAGUGAAACUCUAGGCAGCAAUGAAGAAGAGGAGAGUGCCGCAGUGGCCAGAGGCUUUUGCGCGGUUCGAGAGACCACAGAUGCGUCCACUUGCACAUCCUCCAUGGCAAACACGAGUGUGUGCAUGAGCUCAGUGAGCAGCCUGAAUGCAGAUGGAGAAAGAAUGAAUGACCUGACAGGACCUUCAAUGAUGCCUUCACAAGUUGGAGUGCAGGGAUCAUCAGUGUGGGGACCACCUCCACCACCAUCUGUGGGAUUGGUGCGAGGGCCAGGGGGCAUGCAAGUGGAUUCGCUGGGCGUCAGUAUGGGUAUGUUCAAAACGCCGGGAAUGGAGGCGGGAGAGCUGGCAAGCGCAGCAGCAAGUGCAGGUGCUGGUGUUUGGCCAAGUGUGACACCCACAGCGGCGGCGAUGCAUGCAUCUCCUGGAACAUGGGGUCCUGCAAGCACGGGAUCGCCCUACGGGUAUUUCAGUGGUGCGUGGCCGUUUGGAUACCACUUGGGCUGGAAUGGGCACCAUGGUGGUGCCAUGGCUGGUGCUGGACCGGCAGCUUCAGGUGCUGCGGGAUGGGCCAGCACUGGACUCUGGCCAGGGGGCUGGGCUGGGCUUUCUCCAAGUUCCCCUUGGGGUGCUGCAGCUGGUUGGGGAAGCUUAUGGGGGAUGCCAUGGGCAAAUGCAGCUGCAGCUGCGGCUGUGGCUAAUGCAUCUGCAGGAGUCUCGCCGGCUUCUGUGCUUGGCAAACAUAUGCGUGAUGGGGGUGCCGCUGUGAUGAUGGGAAAACAAACGGUUGACGAUGCGAACUGUCUGGUCGGUCCUAGUGUGGGGAACCCUCCUGCAGGAAUGUUAAGCCCAACAGGGCAAUUCAAACCAAAGGGGUUGCACGAGGCAACCGAAGGCAGGAACAGAGGUGUGGGGGAGGAUGGUGGAUCGGAAGAAGGGGUAAUGGAGGGAGGGGGAGACAUGGGUGGAAUGGUCUGGGCACCAAAGUUGCUCAGGACCGGUGACGGAGUGCACGGGGAUGGCAGGAUAGGUGGAUGGAGUGCAGGAAAGGGGUUGUCAGGGCCAACUUCAGGCCUGGGCAGCAUGUUCAGGGCUUUCAACGGAGGGAUGCCAAAGGCACCGAGAUUUGAAAACUCCUCUUCACCCGUCAGCUUCGAAAAAAGGCUGUUCUCUCCCGAUCAGAAUGCGCGUUUGGCCAAUCCUGCUUCUAUCCCUAGGUCCAUGGCUUUUCAAGAAAGCAACUAAAUCUCUCUCUCUCUCUCUCUCUCUCUCUCUCUCUCUCUCUCUCUCUCUCCUGUCUCUUAUACACAUCUAGAUGUGUAUAAGAGACCCCCCCCCGUGUGUGUGCAUGCGCACGUGUGCACUCAUUUGCCUGGCCCUGAUCGCCUGUGGUGGAUGUGGAGCGAAUUCUUGGUUCUGUUUUUUUUCUGCAUGUAUCGGCAUGCUUGCCAUGCGGGCAAAGCUCUCUCUGAGUCGACAGCACUAGUAUGCUGUGUGUACAGCUUCCUGUAUUGUAAGCGGAGAAUGUACGUUAGUUUUACUGCCACCAGUUUGGAGGCUGGCAGGUAUUUGUCGUCAUUGGAUGGCGAUAUUCUUUCUUUCAUUGUUUCCUUUUUCCUGCUCAUUUUUUACCUUCUUUCAAUCCGUUAUUCGUCGUGCUUUUGGAAAGGUGGACUUACCUUUGACAAAUUCACCUGUAGGGGUACUUCGCUCUAAUCUGAUGGAUGUGCACUUUCCCUUCCUCAUCAGUUCACAUCCACAGAAGACUCUCACUUGUGCUCGCACAACAGUUCUCCUGCUGGCAUGCCUUCUCAUGGACCGAUUUUGAGCUGCCCUUGAACUAACUGACAAACCACCCACCCAACCAACCGACCGACCGAUGGUCCACUCAGCCGCCAAGUAUGCGAUCAUCAUGCGUGCGAAUCGUACACUAGUACACUCCACCCUCGUAUCCACCUUUUGUUGUGGUUGUUUCUGCAGUGCAUCCGAAUACCGUACUGGUUUCGCGUUUUGCAGUGCUAAGUGCAACUGCAGUUUGCGCUCUUGAGUGUGGCUGUCGUUAGUAAUUUUGCAUCCUUGCAAGUGUUCAGGUAGCAUCCUGUUGGACGGUCUGAGCAGUACAUGUGUGAUAUAUGCAGGGACAUUAUGGAGGAUGGUUCCGUUUGCGACAUGACCGCUCCGUCCGAAUCCAGUAGCGUUGAGGUUAUCAAGCAUGCCCUCGCAGAUUUUGAUGAUUUCAAACACUGAAUAAGGAAAAGUUGAGAUGUGCUCUCAAUUUCUCCACUUUAGGUGCUUAGUGACUUGCGGCUUUACAUCC
Chara braunii is the source of this 5796-nucleotide messenger RNA. The record is from the annotation of a GenBank genome assembly. Lineage: Eukaryota; Viridiplantae; Streptophyta; Charophyceae; Charales; Characeae.